This is a messenger RNA of Dermacentor albipictus, 11953 nucleotides long. It is a transcript of the gene Tet, whose product is annotated as Ten-Eleven Translocation (TET) family protein. The record is from RefSeq and is a predicted model, not a curated record. Lineage: Eukaryota; Metazoa; Arthropoda; Arachnida; Ixodida; Ixodidae. Gene Ontology annotation, molecular function: DNA binding; zinc ion binding; DNA 5-methylcytosine dioxygenase activity. Gene Ontology annotation, cellular component: nucleus. Gene Ontology annotation, biological process: positive regulation of transcription by RNA polymerase II.
UUCACAGCAGCGCUUAAAGACCCGAUUUGAUGUCCCGUGUGUGCGUGCUCAGUGGUGUCCUGCACGGGUGACUGCGCGUGCGCAAAUCGGACGGAAUCGGUUGUAGGCAUAUGCGCAGCAUUGGUUUCGUGUAAAUUAUGAGCGGUCCUUCUAUCGGCCCGAUUUUGCGAGCCCACCCCUUUGCGGCGGCAGCAGCUUCAGGCUGGCAAGGGGCUGCUCGUUCGCUCGAUCUCCGGCACGUGAUGCGCCCCCCCGCCUGGCCAUGAGUGAGCGGCAGCCGACGACGGCGCUGCACGGCGGGCCCUUCGAGCCCGGACCGCCGCAGGGCCCCGCGCCGGGGCCCGGGCCGCCGACGCUGCUGGCGACCCCGGACGGCUGGCUGAUGGGUCAUAGUGGACCCUCGUACCAGCUGCUGGCGGCGCCGCAGGAGUUCGGGCAUUUCGGGGCCCCGCCGCCGUUCGAGCCGCAGUUCAACAAGGUGGCUUUCCCCUUCCCGCCGGGUUUCGGCUUCGCGCCCAAGGAGCCCGACGACGGCGGCAAGGACGAGGGCCUCACGGCGCGGCUGAUGGACAAGCCCGGCGACGGGUCGUCGCCAAGGGCCGGAACGCCCGCCGGCGGCGUCGGCUACCGUCCCUGGGAGCAGGAGGGCUACGAAGGCGCCCGGCCCGGCGACAAGGACCAGCGGCCCUUCAGCAACGGCCAGGACAAGGGCAGCGGUUCGCCGGGCCUCGGCUCCCAGGACAGCUCGCAGUCUAGCGAGCGCAUGCCCACACCCGUGGACAAGAUGGCAGCGCAGCACCCGGCGCCGCCGUUUCCGAUGCAGCAUCAUCCCUUCGCCGACUUCCCCCCGCACCACGCGGUGUUCUUCGCGGCCGACAAGGGCUCCGGCGAAGAGCCGUCCUUCCAGGUGCCCUCCGUGUCGUCCACCACCACCCGGCACACGCUGCUCCAGCCCAUGGCGCCCGCCUCGCACGAGCCCUGGGUGGACCAGCGCAACGGCCUGGCGGCGCCCCCGCCGCCGGGCACGCCGGACGCCAUGGACAAGGGCACCAAGAAGAAACGCAAGCGCUGCGGCGAGUGCCCAGGCUGCCUCAAGAAGGAUAACUGCGGCGAGUGCGGGCCGUGCAGGAGUGUGCGCAGUCACCAGAUCUGCAAGAUGCGGAAGUGCGAUCAGCUCAAGACCAAAAAGGAGAAAGAGCGCUAUGAGAAGAUGAUGCAUCAGAUGCACGAAAGGCGUCGGGGCACACCAGAUGAAAAUAAAAAUAUGCAACAGGUAGCGAGCGCCAUUUGCGGAAGCGGGGUUGCCGGAAAAGACGGAAUGGCGUCGUCCCCCGGCGGCAGAAAUAAUCUCAACGGGAGGACGCUGAACGGCUCCACGACGCCGUACCUCCCGCAGGGAGUGCCGGAACACCUCGGGCACCCAGGGAUCGGUGGCUUUUCUGGCCACAGCGAGUACCAGCUGCCACCCACAGCCAAGAGUGGGACAGCGGGUGGCCCGAAUCAGAUGUAUGAAUCUGGUCCUUCAUUUGGGACCUUUCCAGCCCAACACCCUCAAGUGGUGGGUGCUUUCAAUGGCCAUGUGCAGCAGCAGCAGCAACAGCAACAGCAGCAGCAACAGCAGCAACAGCAGCAGCAACAGCAGCAGCAUGAUGGGCGCUUGCCUAUGGGCACUGAGGAGGCAGACUUCCCAACGCGUCACCAGAUGAUGAAUAAUCGCCUCAAGACUCUGAUUCAGACUAGGCAGAGCCAGAAGGAGCAAGGCCCUUUUCAGGGCCUGGAAAGCACACUGGGCCCAGCUGGCAACUUUGUGCAUCCGCAGCCAGCGCAGCCAGUGCCUGAUGAGCCCAUGGGUCACCAGCAGUUCAGCCGUCAGGCACCUCCGAAUGAGGUAGGCCCCUCGCGGAGCUUCCCUCCCUUGGCAAGGAGCAACAGCGGCAGCAGCAACAGUGGCAGCCAUUCUAAUGGCAAUCCUCGGCCACCUUCAUCGAGUGAGCUCCCAGCUGAGGCCUGGCACGAGGCGAACCCCUCUAUGGGGCAGGCACGUGGCCGGCCAGAGCUGCCCGAGUUUGCCAAGAAUGGGUCGUCGUCCCAAGGGAGCAACAACUCCGAAGCUGAGUUCUCCCAGCCUGAGGAUCAGAGUCGCGAGAGUGAGUUUGCUGACAGCAGUGCUGAAACAAACAACACAUCCCGAGCCCCAAGUGGGCCUGCUGCUCCCACUAAUGGCAUGAUGUCAUAUGGCAACUUCUAUGGUGCACCACAAGAGCCAUCAGAAGCCAAAGUGGAAGCAUGUGACACCAAGAAAACGACACCCGCUACAAGUGCACCAAAUGCAUCAGAGGCAGACAUUCGUGGUGGUGCUCAGUACCACUAUACUUCAGCAGCCUCCAUUGGCACAACGACGACGGCCAGCACAGCUGCCAGCCACAUUAAGCAGCCCUGCAAUGGACCAGCCCCACCAUCAUCACCAUUUGCAGAGCGACAGUCACCACGAGCAGCAUUUCAGGGGGCUCCGCCAUAUGUGCCCCACUUAGUGCCGCCCGUGCAGCGUGGAAAUGAGAGUGACUCCAGCCACCAGCAACAGCCGCGCAGUGAGAGUGAGCCUACUACUACGGAUGCAGUGCAGCAGCCUUUUUUAUCGAAUACGACCACAUCUAUGAGUACAUAUACAAGUAUUAUCAGUACAUAUAACAGCUUCGCCACUUCGUGCGCUCCUUCCUACCUAGCGGAGCAGCCGCCCCACCACCACCACCAGCAGCUGACUGCGGCGGGGGGGUCCAAGUUUGGUGGUGAUGGUGCCCAAGAUGGGGCGGCUCGGGCGGGAGGGGCGCCCGACGUAGAUGCUGGUCGUAUUGCUGCUGUGGGCGAAUUCCGAGGACUGGAGUUGGGCCUGGCGCCUCUUGGGGGGCCGCCACCCCCUCACUUUGGAGGAUUUGCUGAGGGGCCUCUAGGCUAUGCGGGCCCCCCUUUCCCUCUGCCCCCCAUGGGCCCACCUGGGGCAUCUUUCGCCUCCCUUAAUCUGCCAGGUGCCGAUCCCUGGUGGGAGCGACUUGAGCGACUGCGGAGCAAUGCCAAGGCAGAGCCCCCCGCCUGCGACUGCCUGUCGCCUGAAGAUGCUCCACCUCUGGACAAGUCACCCUACUACACUCACCUUGGCUCUGGUCCAACUGUGGCCGCAAUUAGGGAAAUGCUUGAGCGAAGGCUGAAUGAGACGGGCAGUGCACUACGAAUUGAGAAGGUGCUGUACACGGGCAAGGAGGGCAAGACAAGCCAGGGGUGCCCUGUGGCCAAGUGGGUGAUACGGCGCAGCAGUCCCAGUGAGAAGGUGCUGGCUGUACUGCGACAUCGGCAAGGUCAUCGCUGCCUGUCAGCCUAUAUUGUCAUGGCCAUCGUAGCAUGGGAUGGUGUCCAUGCAGACAUGGCCGACGACCUUUAUCGCACAGUUGUCCACAAAACAGUCAACUUUGGCUUCCCCACUCAGCGCCGCUGUGGCACCAAUGAGCAACGAACUUGUGCAUGCCAAGGAGCAGACUCGGAAACCUGUGGAGCUUCCUUUUCAUUUGGCUGCUCAUGGAGCAUGUAUUAUAAUGGCUGCAAGUAUGCAAGGAGCAAAUCUGUUCGCAAGUUCAAGCUUUCAGAACAGUCUGAAGAACAGGAGCUUGAAGAUAAGCUGCAGCAAUUGGCUACUGACAUGGCUCCCCUGUAUGCUAGAGUUGCACCAGAAUCGUACAAGAACCAGACUGAGUUCGAGUCUGAGGGGAUAUCGUGUAGGUUGGGCUUGAAACCAGGAAGGCCAUUUUCAGGAGUCACAGCCUGCGUGGACUUUUGUGCUCAUGCUCACAAAGAUCUACACAACAUGAAUAAUGGCUGCACUGUUGUAGUGACAUUGACAAAAUAUCGCGGGUUUGAGAAGGGUGACGAUGAGCAGCUGCACGUGCUUCCAUUGUAUGUACUUGACGCAACUGAUGAAUAUGGGAAAAAAGAUGGAUUUUAUGAGAAGGUAAAAACAGGAUCAUUGGAGGUGCUCAGCAAAUAUCACACGACAACUAGGAUACGUAAGGUUCCUUUGGGGCCCUGCAAGAAACGUGGACGAAAAGAAAAGAACCCGGAUGAAGCAGCACAUGCUAUUCAGCAAAACUCGGAGGCACAGACAGAUGAAGGGUACGCAUCACAGACAAUGCCAUCACCAGUCUUCAGUCCCAAUUUUGAAGCACCAUCCUACCACAGAUCUCCUUUCGAAGAGAAGUACAAAUCAGGCAUGCCUCAAGUGAAGCAUGAAUCAGAACUUGGGAAUCCCAGGUUCGAGAUUCCCGUGGGCCCUUUUCGAUCUCAGCAGCAGUCUAGUUUUCAUCCUACUACUAUUGAGCCUCCGACAGCCAAGUCCUAUGGUACAUGUGCACCAGGAUACAAAGUGAAAAAUGAAUUCUUGCCACACAUGUCUUGCCAAUAUGAUACAUCAGCGUCAGAAGGCAGUUUCUCUUUGCAGAAACCCAAUUCUCCUUGUGCUGAAUCUCAUGUUCCUUGUCUAGGCAAAGAUGACAUGAAAGUGGUGGUCAAAAAGGAGAAUUCCAGUGAAGCCUGCAUUCAGAGUACCCUGGACAAAGGAGGCCAAGUAUUAAACAAAACCUCAGGUAUGCCUCAAAUCUUGUCACCUCAUACUUCUGAAAGAAUACAUCAUACAAAGGAUUCCAGUCCAUUUAAUCAGCCAUAUCUUCAGCCUCAACAAGAUCUUGCCUAUGGGAACCCCUACUUUGCGGGAAAUUACACGCAGCAAGGAACACAAAAGAUGGCAAGUCUUUGUACCAUCCCUCAGAGCCCCAUGAUGACUACCAUUCCGGACACUCCUCCUGAGGAUCAUCAUUUGGCUAUGAAUUAUUAUAAGUACAGGAUGGUUGACAGGUACCACUAUCCAAGCUACUUGUCACACAGUGGGCAGAAUGGCCCCCCUGUGGAAGGCCAUAGCAUUGACCAUUUGCAGAACUUGGCUUCAGUUUCCAACCACCACCUGCAGAACCUCGAAUUAGGCCGUCCCAGUGGAGGCCACACUGUCUACUCGCCAUUUGUGGACAGAAGUGCUUCCAUGCCACCUUACCAUCAUCAGUCUAUAAGCGCCACAUUCAGCCCCAUCUCCCAGACUCCGUCCCAGGGUGUUAUGCUUCCACCAUCAUACGUCCCACAGGCGGUGUCUCCGCACAUCACUCGAAAUGCUAGCUAUGGUGCACCUGGCUUUUCCAGAAAUGGCAGCUUCCUACCUUCACCUCAUGAAACAUUUCCACCUCACCCCAGUCCUCCAGUUACUCCCAUGACACCACCAAGCACACCAAGGCUGACUGAACUGAACCCUGUGCGGAUGGACUCCCCACUUCACAUGCGUUCCCCGUACUACAUGGCUGGCAGUUUCGGCAUGCCUGUUGACCCAUCCUGCGGAGCCGCAAGAAGCCACAGUCAGGGUGCCCCCUUCCCCCAAGCGCCCUAUGUGGACGCGGCAGCGUGGGCCUCCGACCGUGACUACAGCGCAGGCUUCCAAGGCCCAUAUUAUGCACCUCGUGGCCAGUGUUUCUCAGCAGCAGUCACCCCACCAAAAGACUAUGGCAUGCAGACACCUCCUGUUGCAGGCCCAACACGCCUACCUGCUGGUCUUGCAACGCCACCACCGCAAGGCCGUUGCAUGCAGGAGCGUGCCAGUGUGCUUCCCCCCUUCAAGAACACUUUCAUGCCAGCGCAGACUGCACCGAAUGGCUUUGAGCGGCACUUGCAGACAUUUCGUUCCGUCAUGGAGGAUGCUCAGAGAAGCCAACCAGUUGGCCCUCCACGGCUUGCGCCACGGCCAGCUAGUCAUGAGGGCCUCCCUAGGGUAGAGAUACCCAAGGCUGAGGAAGAAGGCAUCUAUGAAGUUGACUCGGACAACGAAGCAGUGUUCCAGGACCCAGAAGUUGGUGGUGUGGCCAUUGCCCUAACACAUGGAUCGGUAUUAUUUGAGUGUGCCAAGCACGAGCUCCAUGCUACCACUGCACUCCGACGGCCCGACCGCAAGAACCCCACCCGCAUCAGCCUUGUCUUUUAUCAGCACAAGAACCUCAACUUCAGGAACCAUGGCGAGGAAGAGUGGGAGAAAAAGAUGGAGGUUCGCAAGCUGGAGAAGGCUAAUGGAGAACGACCGUCUAAGAAAAAAGCCAAACUCUCCUCAGAAAGGUUGGAUGAGGAUGGGUUCCCUACGUCGGCGCUGCGACCAGCUGACCAGGCACCGUCCUGGGAGGGACCCCAUGUGCCCCUGCCCUCAUUCUUUGCCAUCAACCCAUACCAGAAGUGUUUCUAGCUUGGCCCAGACAGGAGUGCACUGGGAAGCUUCUAGUGUGCCAGCCAGAAAUUCAUGCAACACAAGUCUCAAACAAAUGUGCAGUCAAUCGCAGAAAUAUGUACAUGAUGAGAGGGGCUACUGCUGUGCAGUUUCUCAGCGUUCUUUGGCAGCACAAUGCAUUCACCUUUGAAGCAUGCUUUCACACAUAUACAAGGUGCUUGUUCUUCUUGCUACUGAGCGAUGAGGCCAGCUCCCUACAACAUGCUUGCAGGUUCUUUUUCUUCUUGUCUGAGAUUGAUGAAAUGUAGGUGCUGCACACAGGUAAUUUCAGUUUUUUGGCUGGCUUUGACUUUUUACUGUAAAAUUAAUUUUAUUUUAGAGUCUGCUAAUGCAAAAUUUUCCAAAUCAUAUCAAAUACAAGGAAUGGAAAAACUGUCUUUGAAUAUCAACUUGAACACUGAUUAAUAUCUAUUUCUAAAGAGCAGAGGAAGACAGUGAGAGCAGAAAAGUAAACAAAGAUUAUUAGAAAGUUUUAGCCUGUCUACCUUAUACAUAUUGCUGUUUAUGAAAUAACAGAACACCAGAGAUGUGGGCGGCAGCAGCACUAGUAGUGGUAUAUUAUGGCACUAACCACAAUACAUUAGAAACAUUUUUGUGCUACAUGACUCUUCUCGUCAGAAGGAAAAAAAACACAAUAUAUAUCAAUGAUUACAUUUCUGCUGACGCAUUUAUGCCAGCAGCAAAGCAGCCAUUGCCCAUUAUUGCGAUAGCAGUUCUGCACACACUAAUUGAACUCAUUGUCGCAGGAUGGCAGCAUCAGUGGUGCUGCUCAUGUCUUCACUUUUGGUACUUUGGUAUUUUGUAAAUGGUGAUAGGUAUAUAACAGGCCAAUACUGUAUUAUCCCUCGAUAAACUUGUAUCGACAAACUCAAUAGACUUAGUGCUGUCUAUGAGUGAAAGCCUGCUCAAGUAGGCCAGUUGUAAAUAUGUGACAGGUGUAGCCAAACUUAAUAUUUUACAUGGAAUAGAUGCUCUAGGAAAGCUCAGUGUUUCCAGAUGAGUUAAUGCAACAGUGGGCAUUUGAAACAGCUGGUGGACAGCCAACACAUGCAUGAGUCUAUCUAAAGAGGGCUCAAAUAAAGAUAGAAAUCCAACAUAAUUGAUAGUGAGUGAAUGUUCAGAAAUAUUGAAUUUCAAACGUUUGAAUAUGAAUGGAAUAACAAAAUGUGUUGAAUUAGUACUUGGAAUGUUUAAUGUUUUGACACUCUUUAUUUUAAUGAAAGAAAUAGAGAUAGAAGGGGUAAGUGGUUUUAAAUAAGCAGAAGUGUUCUUGCUUUUGGAAUUGCCAUACUCUUUAUCUUCAAUGAAGACCCACAAUUUCACUUCUUCUGCUGACCUCUACAGGAAGAUAAUUGCCAGUCAGAUAUUUGCAGUCAUAACGUCGUCAUCUAAUGGCUAGUACACAUAAUAUUUGCUUCAUUUCUUGUGGAGAAGGUUUUAAAACAUAACAUUUUGAGGUCUUCCUGCAGUAUUAUGCAAUGCUUUUGAGUGGGAGAUUCAAGACUGAUCCUUGUCCUUGUUUAUUAUUGGCAGAUUUGCAAAGGCCAUUUUUCUGUGAUCUCGUCACUGUGCAGCCAGCCUAAAAUGCCACCUCCAUGCCUACUUGCACAGAAGGUAGACAGUUAUAAGUUAGCUCACCUAAAAGGUAACCUAGUUCAACUUUGGUGUGGUCCACCUUGUGUGGUGGGUGAGGAGGCAAUAGCUGGUGGCAAGCAGGGUGACAGCUGUAAGGCAAGCACAGGAAAACAGUCCCAACAUUUUUGCUUCCUGUAGUGACAAGGUUAAUACUCUUAACAAAGUAGUUAUAAUUACCAUCUCCUUAGCAUCCUUUAAAGUCUCAAGAUCAGGUUAUUCUGUAAUCGUAACUUCAUGUAGCUAAAGCCAGCACACUGUGAAUGAUGCCAUAAAGCAAGUGCCUGUGUUGAGCUGUCCAGGCAUAGGAAAUUGUUGAAUCAAGUCAUUUUGUGCACUUCACAAUGUAGGGUCUUGUUAAAAACAAAAAGCUGUAAAUGUUUUACCACUAGAUUUUAAAAAAUGAUUGAGACACCUUAUGUGAACACCUUGCUUUGGGUAAAAAUUCAUUUUUACUGAAAUGAGCCACUUUGCAUAAAUUAGAAAGUUAUUUUAGACUGGAGAAAAACACUCUUGUAGUGAGCUUCAGGUGCACAAUGAAAAACCCUGAGUGAUAAAAACUAUUCCCAAGUCCUCCACUGUGGCAUUUCUCAUAACAUCUGUGUUGCUUUGGGACAUUAAACACCAUCAAUUAACCUUUUAGUUGAAGGCCACAUCACAGAAACAAUAACUUUGUUUAAAAAAACAAGGAAUGUUGCAGUAGGAUUUCCAGCAGGAAACUCUGACAUGGACAUCAGGAAAGAAGAUUGCACAACACACUACUGGAUUAGCAAUUGAGUGGUUAAUAAUCGCUUUGGCACAUAAUAUAGCAGAACAGGCAGUUAUAAAGAGGCAGUGUUAAUCCUUUUUUGUUAUAGUACUUAUAAUCUAUUUAUUAAUUUCAUGACAUCAAAGUUUUAAGAAAAAGUAUAAAGAUACUGAUGCAGGCACAAAAUUUUAGAAACCUUGGCUAUGAUGAUUAGCAAUCAUGCCUCAGUAUACAAUCAGUUCUACUAAUAUAAAAGGAAAGGCUACCUGCACAAGGAUAAUCCAUGAAGUUAAGAAACAGAUUAUUGACACGACAAACGGGAUGAACACUGCCUCAUUUGUACUGUUUGUUCUCCUGUAUUAUGCAUCAAAGCGAUUAUUUAAUGUUCAGUUUAAAGUCCAGCGGUGUGUUGUGUGUCUUCUGUCCUGGUGUCCGUGCCAAUGCUUUCUGCUGCACAUCAUUUUGUGAUGUGCAUCCAAUGAGCUGAAGUGCAAAAAAAGAAAAAAAAAGUCUAAGGAGUUCACAAAAUCACCUGCAGGUUUGUUAUGUGUAAGACUUUUAGCAGGCUAUUCUUUUUAUCAAAAAUCUCUACUGAUUUGUUUAAUUAUUUGUUUAAAGUGUCCACCAGUUCAAAUCGUUAGUUAAUUCAAUUAAGUGUUGUGUUACUAUUUGCUAGCCUCUUGCUUAGCUCACUUGAUAACGUGACUGACUACCUGGGUGUGAUGGUGUUCCCGAGUUCGGUUUUUGGACUAUAACAAGCUUUUCCUCAUCAACAAAGUUUUCUCUUUGAAGAAUCAAGUUGCUUCCCAUUGUAGCAUUCUGCUGCAGUCAGGCAGAAGAGAAUUCUCCCUUUCACAGACAACUGUCAGAGCAAGCAUUAUCAUGCUGCACAUUGUUAGUGCAAAUAUAGCUAUCCAUAGUGGUCAGGGUCACUUUGUUUCAGCAUAUGAAGCACAAAACAAAAGAAGAAUGUUUAAUCUGCAUAGUUCUGUACAACCCACUUGUUGUGCAGUCAUGCUCUGUUAAAUAUAAUCCACCAAGUGGUUGGCACCGUUCCUUAUGCCAUAUGAACAGCUAUUGAAAGCAGUAAUCCAAUUCGAUUUUAUUGAGUUUGUGAAUAUAACUGUCUUUUACAUAAGUACAAGCUUUGAGGUGUAUAGGUGACGUGAGGUGUACAGGUGACACAAAGUGGUUGACUGUGACCAUCUUGAUUAUCUCUGUUUAAAGGCAUAUGGUUGGCACACAAGAAGUCUUCUAGAGCAUUCUGUGCUGGCACUUAGAUUCACAGAUGGGAUGAGGGCACUGCUUUUUUUUAUUUUGUUUUUAAAUCCUUUUCACCAUCUACCUGUUCAUUUAAGCAUCCCAUGAUUUCAUAAGCAGCAGUCUUGCUGGCAAUUCAAGGGCAAGGACUCAAGUGGCAGCCUACCUGUUUGGUAGGAAUUUGGCAUUCAAGCUUGUUAAACAUAGAGUUUGACAUCAUUUGAUACAUCCAACAUAUGGGCAUCAGACUACUAUAAUUUAUAAAAAUUCAUGCUGAAAUAAUUUUCACAGCUCAAGUGUUUACCAAGCAUGAAUGCCAGGUGCAAUGCUCUGAAUGCAUUUUAAAAUCUCAUUUGCAGGCGUUACCAUUUGUCACAUUACCUGUUGCUUGAGAGUUCGUCAGCCAGCUACGGAUGUAUUGUUUAACUCUCUUGUGGACAUGCCACCAUCCUUAAAUGGUGUCCCAAUCACAAAAGAAAGGCUGGCACUUUUGACAGAGUGCAUUCUUAACCUUUGCAUCUUUUUAUGCUCAUCAUGUUUUUCCUCACGAGGCUUGCUGCAAAGAUUGGUGUUGCAUUCAGUUCUUAGGCGACUCUUGACAAGUGACUGCAGUGGCUCAGUUUUGUUAUUUGUGCUAUUGUUGCAGCUGUUGUCUUGCCUAGUAGUGUGUUAGUGUGUGUGUGUGUGCAUGCAUUUAUCUGCCAGAUUGCACAAUUGCGAAGCGCUUGUCAUGAAAAGCAUUCAGGCAGGGUGAUCUCUCAAUGAUGUUAAUGACGCACAUUAAGCGAUGAUGGCAGAAGAAUGCAAAUUUCGUUGCAUGAAAAGUCACACAACUUUAUCAGUGCAUGCAGCUUCACAGGCACAUCUGAGCAGACGUGCAGUUCCCACGAGCCACACAACUGUAAUUCAAAGUACAGGCUCGGAGUCCUCCAAGAUUUCACUCUGCAAGCAUUGAAACAUAGUAAUGCAAAACCGUACUUGACUUGAUGUGCUCUUCCAAGGAACUCAGCUCAGCAAAUGGAACUUGGCUGUACCACUUUACACAGAAGUUUUUGCUGCUUUUUGCUAGAGGACUUCCCAGAAACUACAAUGCCUCCAAGGUGUAAAUAUUGGUAUAGCGCUGUCCUAUUUCAUGAUAAAAAGUUUUAUGAACCUUAUCUUUCCUGUAAAACAGUGACAGUCCUUAACAUUGUUCAUCUUGUACAGAGAACAUCUUCAACAUAAGUUAUAAAAAGUUGUUGAUAUACCAGCAUCACUCUGGGACAGUGGCCUUGGUUAUCUUGGUUAAGGAGCUGCCAUUGAAGUGAGAAUGGCAUUGUGAGGCUCAUUUAGGUCACUUCAGCAAUGGGUGCAGCAAUGGGUGCUGCAUUGGCCAGAUGCAACCAAUCUAAUGGGCGAGCGAUGCAGCAUGUGGGUAUGCUAUGCAGUCGUUUAGUUUUCAUUGUAGCAUGAAGUAGUGUUGCUCCCUGGUCAGUUCAUCUCUUGUUAUUAAAUGACCCAUUUUUCAUUUUUAUUUAAGGCCUGAGUAUUUGUUAUACACCUACAAGAAUUUUCAAAUUAUAUAUACAAGUGGUUCCUGUUUUUUUGAACCCAAAUUGUUUUCAUUUCAUAAUGACGUAUAUUACCAAAGGGUAUUUAGAGAAAAUUGUCGAAAUUCAAAAUUGCCAAAGUUUUAAUUUUACACAGAGUACACCACUGCCAUUUUAGUUUACCAUUGUUAGACAUUUUUUUUUGUCUAUGUUACAUGUCACUCUCAUGAUUUUAUGUUGUUGUGAGUGUUCAAAAUGAAGUGCAUUCUUUUGUACAGAGCUGUAAAUAGGAAGUAUACCACAUUAUCAGAUUAGAAUCAUGCAAUUGCAUAACAUAUUCACUAAGAGUAUGGAUAACUACAUGAAAUGCAGAUACAUGUGUGGUCGUUAUACAUGAAGUUUUCCAAUAAAUGGUACUUUAUUGUCUGA